ACAGUUUUGACUGUUGACAAUGUUGACAUUCGGAAACGUCAAAAUAAAAUCGUGAAAUAUUUUAAUUGAAAAUUAAACAAUUCUUGUUUUGUUGCGAUUAUUCCAUUAUAAAAUAUAUCCAAGUAAGGGCCCCAAUAAUCAUAACAUAAUGGAGAAACAAGAGAUCGUUGAAGAUAUCGGUAAUUCCUACACUCUUUCUGAUCAAUACAUGAUUCAAGUAGAGGAUAUGGAAGAUGAUCAGGACCAGAUCACUGCAGAAAAUACAGAUGAUUCCAAUCACGACGGCGGUGAUAAAAUAGGUGCGCCUCUUAGAGAGCAGGAUAGAUUUCUGCCAAUUGCAAAUGUAGCUAAAAUAAUGAAAAAAGCCAUUCCUGAAACAGGAAAGGUAAAUAGCAAAAUUGCGAAAGAUGCAAGAGAGUGUGUGCAAGAGUGCGUUUCAGAGUUCAUUAGUUUCAUAACGAGCGAAGCUAGUGAUCGUUGCUACUUGGAAAAAAGGAAAACUAUAAAUGGAGAGGAUAUACUGUUUGCUAUGAGUGCACUUGGCUUUGAUAACUAUGUGGAACCUUUAAAGAUAUAUCUUCAAAAAUAUAGAGAGGCUGCUAAAAUUGAUAAAGGACCAGGUGAAAUAAUUUAUGAAGAAUCUGUUGAAGAUGGAUAUAAGACAGCUGUACCCAGUGGUAUAAUAGCAUCAGAAAACUCUGGCGCAGAAACGGUAAUAUACACGUAUCAAGAUAACAUUCAUCAAUUUCAGUUGGCCUAAGAUAAUUUAUACUAUGUACUAUUAUACUUGUAAAUAUAUUCUAAGACAAAACCA
Messenger RNA from Coccinella septempunctata (seven-spotted ladybird), 814 nucleotides. It is a transcript of the gene Nf-YB, whose product is annotated as nuclear transcription factor Y subunit beta. Gene Ontology annotation, cellular component: CCAAT-binding factor complex; nucleus. The record is from RefSeq and is a predicted model, not a curated record. NCBI's taxonomy places the organism in Eukaryota, Metazoa, Arthropoda, Insecta, Coleoptera, Coccinellidae. Bases 149 to 760 code for a protein of 203 amino acids. Gene Ontology annotation, molecular function: RNA polymerase II cis-regulatory region sequence-specific DNA binding; protein heterodimerization activity; DNA-binding transcription activator activity, RNA polymerase II-specific. Gene Ontology annotation, biological process: regulation of transcription by RNA polymerase II. The transcript is spliced from 5 exons.